This is a messenger RNA of Miscanthus lutarioriparius, 1086 nucleotides long. NCBI's taxonomy places the organism in Eukaryota, Viridiplantae, Streptophyta, Magnoliopsida, Poales, Poaceae. The record is from the annotation of a GenBank genome assembly.
AUGGCCCUACCCACCGCUUCCUCCAACGUAGCCAGUGCCAGGGCGAAGCUAGCUGAGAGAGCCAAGACGCCGGCCAAUUCGAAGGCGAAGGGACGACUGGAUGAUCAAGAGAAGCGGGGCAAGAAUGGAAGGCUCAUCCCGUCACUUAGUCGCAGGAGCUCGCCUCCUCUGAUGACAGUUGACCCGAACGCGGAGAAGAAGAGGUGUUCCUGGAUCACUGCAAACUCGGAGCCCCUCUAUGUCGCAUUCCAUGAUGAAGAAUGGGGAGUUCCUAUUCAUGAUGACCGAAUGCUAUUUGAGCUGCUCACACUUUCACAAGCCUUAGGUGAAUUCACCUGGCCUUCUAUUUUGAGCAAGAGGGAGGAAUUCAGGGAGAUUUUCGAUGGCUUCAACUUUUCAUUGGUAUCUGAAUUUACGGAGAAGAAGAUAAACCUUUUGAGAUCAAAUGGAAUCGUGCUGCUGUCAGAGCAAAAGAUUCGCGCAGUUAUAACAAAUGCCAAGCAAAUGCAGAAGGUGGUUAAGGAAUUUGGAUCGUUCAGCAACUACUGCUGGAGCUUUGUGAACCACAGGCCCAUCACAAACGGCUUCCGCUAUGCUCGCCAUGUACCUACAAAGACGCCGAAAGCUGAAGCCAUAAGCAAGGACUUGAUGCGCCGAGGGUUCCAGUGUGUUGGACCUACAACGAUCUACUCUUUCAUGCAGGUUGCCGGGAUCGUUAACGACCAUCUGUCAUGUUGCUUCAGAUUUCAGGCUUGCAACCAGCACAAGGCCAGUGAAAACGAUGUGAGACCAGAGCCAGCACUGCCUGAUAGAAGGCUGGGCUCGCCAUCUUCGGAGGAUUCAGAUACCAGGGAGGACAGUUUGAAAGUGCAUUGGGAUGCUACUGAACAAGUGGUGUAUACUGUAUAUACAUUGUAUAAGAUUGUGCAGCUUUCUGGUGUGGAGUGCUUUUCUCACAUGUAUCAUAUUGGUAUUGCAGAAUGCACUUUGAUUGGGCUAGAUGUAAAGCAACUUCUGCUGUGUUGUUUUCUGAAUGUACGGUAUCUGGCGGUGUAUGUACAGACGAUGCAGCUUACAAUGUUCUAG